AUGGUUUCCAAUGAUAUAUUUAGCAAUGUAACUCUGUAUUUUGAAAACACAAAGAAUUUAUGUAAUUCACAGACUUCUCACAAUAUUCAAGCACCUGGUUCUACCAUAAGUUUCAUUGUUAUUGGAGCAGGACUAAUUGGACCACGUCAUGCCGAACACGUUCAAGCCAGAUCUGACUGUAAAUUAAUGGCAAUAGUUGACCAUUCAGCUAAGGGCCCAUCUGUUGCAGAAAAGUAUAAUUGUUUGUUGUUUAAAUCGUUGCAAGAAUUGUUUGAUUACUGCGAAAAAUUUAACCAGACUUUACCUGACGCAGCUAUAAUUGCCACUCCAAAUCACACGCAUCUACAAAUGUCGUUAGAUUUGGCAAGCAAAGGAAUUCACAUAUUAGUUGAAAAACCAUUGGCAUCCAAUGCUACUGACUGCAAGACUUUAAUCAACUAUUGUGAAUAUAAACAAGUGAAGCUUCUUGUGGGACACCAUCGUCGGUUUAAUCCCUACAUAAUCACCACCAAAGAAAAUAUGCCCAGGGUUGGCAAACUAGUAGCCAUUCAAGGCACAUGGACAAUUUGUAAACCACCUUCUUAUUUUCUUGAGAAACCAUGGAGAUCAACUGUUGAAAAGGGAGGCGGGACAUUAUUAAUCAAUUUAAUCCACGAUUUGGAUUUAUUGCAAUAUUUGAUAGGGCCAAUUGAAAAGGUAUAUGCCGAGUUGUUGUGUAAGCAAAGAACCGAUAGAUUUGAUGAUAAUCAAACUCCUGAGCAAGAACUAGUUGAUGAAGGGGCAGCACUUACUUUAAAAUUUGCUAAUGGAUGUUGCGGCACUUUUGUAUGUUCUGAUAAUGUUACUUCCCCAUUCCUGUUUGAAGUAGGGACUGGUGAAAACCCAACGAUUCCAUUCAACAAUGAUGUUGCUGGAUUUUAUCGUAUAUUUGGAUCCCAUGGAACAAUUAGUGUUCCAGACUUGAAGCUUUACCACCAAAAUGACUCAAACUUCGAGUCUAUAAGUGGCAACAUGUUAACUCCAUAUCCUUCACCUGAUUAUAAGAUUGCCCCUAUUCAUCAUAUGCAUAUGGGAAAGAAACCAAAACCAUUUGACUUGCAAUUAGAACAUUUUGUCAACUUGAUUACAGGAAGGGAAACUGAAGUUAAAUGUACAGGAGAAGAUGCGUUAAGGGCGUUGCUUUGUAUUGAAGCAGUUAUGAAAUCUAUUGAAACUGGUAUGCCUCAAUAUGUCGAAAGCAUGGAUUCCAUCCAACCUGAUUACGAUAUGUUGAAUCGAUAUAGUUAA
Messenger RNA from Spathaspora passalidarum NRRL Y-27907, 1287 nucleotides. Its product is annotated as Gfo/Idh/MocA family protein. The record is from RefSeq and is a predicted model, not a curated record. Lineage: Eukaryota; Fungi; Ascomycota; Pichiomycetes; Serinales; Debaryomycetaceae. The transcript has 2 exons. Gene Ontology annotation, molecular function: nucleotide binding. Bases 1 to 1287 code for a protein of 428 amino acids.